Molecule: messenger RNA, 3079 nt
Organism: Anarrhichthys ocellatus (wolf-eel)
Lineage: Eukaryota; Metazoa; Chordata; Actinopteri; Perciformes; Anarhichadidae
Gene: dnajc5aa
Product: DnaJ (Hsp40) homolog, subfamily C, member 5aa
Exons: 5
Coding region: 199-801 (200 amino acids)
Biological process (GO): regulation of synaptic vesicle cycle
Cellular component (GO): intracellular membrane-bounded organelle; presynapse; membrane
Source: RefSeq, a predicted model, not a curated record
GGAGGGGGCGGAGCCAGCGUACUGCUGCAGCUGUCCAUGAUUGUGUCGUGGGAGCCAGAGAGGGUUUGGGUACGUGCGAGAUGCAGCCAUAGUCACGCUACACUGUCUCAAAAAUUGUAACCUGCUGGGAUCGUCAGUGUUGCAGCGCAUCACAGCCGACUGAAAGGUGAGCCCGAAAGCCUGUGGACGUGAGGCAUCAUGGCCGAGCAUCAGAGGCAGCGCUCUCUGUCCACCGCCGGUGAGUCUCUCUACCUUGUGCUGGGAGUUGAGAAGGUGGCCACGUCAGAUGAUAUUAAGAGAUCUUACAGGAAACUGGCGUUGAAGUUCCACCCUGACAAGAAUCCUGACAACCCAGAGGCAGUCGAUAAGUUCAAGGAGAUAAACAACGCUCACGCGAUCCUGAAUGACCCCACAAAGCGUAACAUUUAUGACAAAUAUGGUUCUCUGGGACUAUAUGUGGCUGAGCAGUUUGGAGAGGAGAAUGUUAACACUUACUUUGUCCUUUCAAGCUGGUGGGCCAAGGCUCUGUUUGUAUUCUGCGGUCUGGCCACUGGCUGCUACUUCUGUUGCUGCCUAUGUUGCUGCUGUAACUGCUGCUGUGGCAAAUGUAAACCACGACCUCGGGAGGGCCAGGAGCAGGAAUUUUAUGUGUCCCCCGAGGACCUGGAGGCUCAGCUGCAAUCUGAUGAGAGAGCAGAGGCUGGUGGUGACCCUAUAAUGCUGCAACCAUCAGCAACAGAGACAACCCAGUUAACAGCGGAUGGGCACCACUCCUAUCACACCGACACCGGCUUCAACUAAACCCCCGUUCCCAUCAAAUCCUGGCCUGCGGUCCUGCCUGCUUCCCUGCUCCACCUCAGUGAGAUGUAAGAAAGGGGCGAUCCUUUCCACUUCAGAAAGAGUGCCGUGUGGAGGAGAGGGACUAGUAAGCAUGGCCCAUGAAAGGAACUAAUGAAGUCACAUUCCUUACACCCUCUCCCUGAUUGGUCCACAACUUAUUUCCCCCCCCCUCGUACAAGACGAAAAGAGAAACAACCUAAGUUUCCUUUUGAUCUCUUCUUUUGUAUUUCUUGGCCUUUUAACCGCACAGGUCUGCCUACCCCACUUUCCCUCUCCCACACUUUGCAUCAUGGUGUAGCAUGCACUGUUUAUAAAACAUGGUCUCCAGGUUUUCUUUCAUCUUCUGCAGCAUUUUUCCUUUGCAAGACUUUAUAAUGUAGGUGCAUCCGUAUGUGCAAUAUAUUCAAAUGAGUACGGUUCUCACGGAGGAGGCGGAGGGGUGACGUUUACGUGAUAUUUCAUGCUGAAGGAAAGGAGAACCAUGGCUCAGGGAGGAGCUUAGAGAGAUGUGUUUGUUUGCUAAGGUGAUCGGUGUCAUCAUUAAUCCCUCGAGAACAGAGUUGUCAUAUAUUAGUGCAAUUUCCACUUCUGAUUCGCAAUCAGUCCUGUUUAAGUUGAACAUGCCACCUGCCAUCGUCAGACCUGCAGUUCGUCUUUGGCUCUGUGUUUGUUUGUCUGUGGUGAGCUCCCCUGAGAGUUUUUAAUAAGAGUCAUGAGGUUGUUGAGGCACAGAGCUUUAUUUGCAGACAUUUGUUUCAUAAAUGCCUGCUGGUGUAACAUUCUUGUUAUUAAUUAGUAUUGGCUUUCCAUUCCUCUGCCUCAGCUUUAUUUCAGCUUGUCUUUGCAGGAUGGAGACUAGUUUCCUGUCUUUCCUGCAGCACUGAACAGGUCGUCAUGACCGUUAUUGUCAAGGUAAUUUUUAUGUUGGUUCAAAAUGUCUUGCAUUGCACUAUUGCAUCCAUUUAUGGCCGUUUUCAGUCCAGGUGGAUUAGUUGUAGUAUGUUGAUCUAUUGUUCUCAACCAAACCUAACAAGAAUAUUUGCGUCAUUUUGUAUUUGUUGCUUUUUUCGUCCCAUCAGCAGUUACAUCUGAUAGAUUUAAAACAAAUUGACAUUGAAUUUCAGAAAUUAGAGGCUUCAGCUUUAAAGGAAUCUUCUGUUUACUUAUUGAUCUUGCGGUAUAUGAAGCCAAGGAGCUCCAUCCAGGUAAUUCAGUCGGUCCUGGUGAGAGCUGUCAAUAUAGGGAGAAAUAACAGAUCUCUAUCAGCAGCUUGUUCAGAGGGUGACAUGUUUUUAACUCUGAGCUGUCUUGAAUAUGUGAAGUAGUUAAUGUGCUGUGGAAAAAAAAAAAGAAGCAUGUUACACUCUUCAUAGCUGGGAAAUAAAGCUGACUACAGAACAUCCACAUGAGGGAUAUUUUAGGUGGUGAAGAAUAUGAUUUGCAUCAUGUUUUUAGUCCUCGUGUUUUGAACUGAAGUCUGAUGACAUAUUGUCGUACGCUGUAAUCGUUUAUCAUUGUUUACUUUUUUGAAUCCAUGUAGAGUAAAAGCUCGUCAGGCAUAUCAUCUGUGAGCUCUCUGCUACAGGCAGCUCCAAGUAAAAUUACUCUAGAUUUUUCAUACUACUGAAUUUGCAUACAUUGUCACAAAUUUUCAAAUUGCCAUGACCAUCUUUGCCACAAUGUCCAUUUCAUAAAUGCUAAUGUGUUUCAAUGGUUUACAUUAGGUGAGCUCCUGUUGCCCACCCUCUGCUAUUAACGGUAUGGAUGUUGACCUCUGUGGCCCUUGUAUGAUGUUUCCUGUAACCCUUGAUGAAACAUAGAUGUUCCUGUCAUGGCUUUUUUCAUAGAGAUACUGAAAGAUGCUACUGUAAAUGUUCUAAGUUGAAUGCACUGUGUUUGGAAAAAAAACUAUAAUGGAUCAAUGAUCAGGCAAUGACUCCACAAAAAGACAACAUGGUAUAUAUAUAGUGUAUCUAUAGUGAAAUGGUUAUAUGAUGCAUUUUUGGAAUUGUAUUUAUUUCAUACUUGAUGAUGGCUAUAAUUUUAACUGGUAUGGUGUUGUAAUGUAACCAUUAAAUUUAGCAAGGAAUGGUUUAAUGGUUAAGAUCGUUUGUACAUACACUUCGCCCAUAUAAAGUAUAAACCUUAACGUUUAUGUUGUAGCAUGGUAACUGUCUGGAAGAAAAUAAGUGGUGAUUGAUCUGAUUUGCUGUCGUUGAAUAAAUGUUCCUGAACAUGU